Ilex paraguariensis (yerba mate) is the source of this 1570-nucleotide messenger RNA. The record is from the annotation of a GenBank genome assembly. Lineage: Eukaryota; Viridiplantae; Streptophyta; Magnoliopsida; Aquifoliales; Aquifoliaceae.
CUCAUUUCGAUGGUAGGAGUUCACAUUUUUGUGCGUGGUUUCGCAUCAAUCUCGCGGCAUCAUCCAUAGGAGACCGUUUCUCUCUCUAUCUCUCUCUCCAUACAACGCCAAAUCUAGGUAGCAUAAGAUGGCAGAAGCCGAGGACAUUCAGCCACUCGUUUGUGAUAAUGGGACUGGAAUGGUUAAGGCGGGAUUUGCUGGAGAUGAUGCUCCACGGGCUGUGUUCCCGAGCAUUGUGGGCCGCCCCCGUCACACUGGUGUGAUGGUUGGCAUGGGUCAAAAAGAUGCAUAUGUUGGAGAUGAGGCUCAAUCCAAGAGAGGUAUUUUGACUCUCAAAUACCCAAUUGAGCAUGGUAUUGUGAGCAAUUGGGAUGACAUGGAGAAGAUAUGGCAUCACACCUUCUACAAUGAGCUUCGCGUUGCCCCAGAAGAGCAUCCUGUUCUCCUUACUGAAGCACCACUUAACCCAAAGGCUAAUCGUGAGAAGAUGACUCAAAUCAUGUUUGAGACUUUCAAUACCCCUGCUAUGUAUGUUGCCAUUCAAGCUGUUCUUUCCCUGUAUGCCAGUGGUCGUACUACUGGUAUUGUGCUGGAUUCUGGUGAUGGAGUCAGCCACACAGUUCCCAUAUAUGAGGGGUAUGCCCUCCCACAUGCCAUCCUUCGUCUUGACUUGGCAGGUCGUGACCUCACUGAUAGCUUGAUGAAAAUCCUCACUGAGCGUGGGUAUUCUUUCACCACCACUGCUGAGCGUGAAAUUGUGAGGGACAUGAAAGAAAAGCUGGCUUACAUUGCCCUCGACUAUGAACAGGAGCUAGAGACUUCCAAGACGAGCUCUUCAGUUGAGAAGAGUUACGAGCUGCCUGAUGGGCAGGUGAUCACCAUUGGUGCUGAGCGUUUCCGAUGCCCUGAGGUCCUCUUCCAGCCUUCAAUGAUUGGAAUGGAAGCAGCAGGAAUCCAUGAGACCACGUACAACUCCAUCAUGAAGUGUGAUGUCGAUAUUAGGAAAGACCUCUAUGGCAACAUUGUACUCAGUGGUGGUUCAACCAUGUUCCCGGGCAUUGCUGAUAGAAUGAGCAAGGAAAUCACUGCGCUAGCCCCAAGCAGCAUGAAGAUCAAGGUGGUGGCACCUCCCGAGAGGAAGUACAGUGUCUGGAUUGGAGGCUCCAUCUUGGCAUCCCUCAGCACCUUCCAGCAGAUGUGGAUUGCAAAGGCAGAGUAUGACGAGUCUGGUCCAUCUAUCGUGCAUAGAAAAUGCUUCUAAUUGUGCAAAAACAACAUUGUUUGAAGAAAAGUAUUUCUAUUACUGGAUCAGGAAGUUACCUUCUUUCGUUCUAGCUAUGUUUUGUAUGUUUGUUAUUGUUAUGUUGGGCUGAUGACCCUGAGAGGGCAAGGAGUUUAUUUCUGGACACAUUUCGAUUCAUUUAUUUUUGUUUAAUGUAGAAGUUUCCAACUAUUUCUGGCCUUUUUAUCUUCCUCGUUUUGGGUAGUGGAGGAUGAUCUGAGAAAUGGCUAAUUUGGCUGCAUGAUGAUGGAUUGUUUUGUUGAUAUAGCAACUUUAGUUGGUGUAGGC